This is a messenger RNA of Oncorhynchus nerka (sockeye salmon), 2748 nucleotides long. RefSeq names its product lectin, galactoside binding soluble 3b (gene lgals3b). Lineage: Eukaryota; Metazoa; Chordata; Actinopteri; Salmoniformes; Salmonidae. The coding region runs from base 926 to 1690 and encodes 254 amino acids. The transcript is spliced from 5 exons. The record is from RefSeq and is a predicted model, not a curated record. Gene Ontology annotation, molecular function: IgE binding; carbohydrate binding; laminin binding. Gene Ontology annotation, cellular component: immunological synapse; cytoplasm; nucleus. Gene Ontology annotation, biological process: negative regulation of extrinsic apoptotic signaling pathway; positive chemotaxis; monocyte chemotaxis.
CCCAGAUGUCAUGCUUAUUGAUAUAAUUCCAGGAGUCUUCCAACCAGAUUUCUGAAGUGGUGGGGAAAAAAGAGAAAUUGGGGGAAGUUACUGGAAUUUAGCAACCCUAGGUUGUCCCCGUUUGAUAUGGUCUGACAUGACCGCAUUCUUACAAUGCUGUACAGAAAGCGGUACUCUUAUCAGUAAUGUAUACACAGUGCACAAAACAUGAAUGCCUUCCUAAUAGUUGCACAGCUUUUGCCCUUAGAACAGCCUCAAUUUGUUGGGGGUAUGGACUCUACAAGGAGUUGCAAGUGUUCCACAGGGAUGCUUCCCACAGUUGUCAAGUUGGCUGGGUGUCCUUUGGGCGGUGGAACAUUGAUACAUGGGAAACUGAGUGUGGAAUAACCCAGCAGCGUUGUAGUGCUUGACACUCAAACUGGUGUACCUGGCAGCUACUGUAACCCAUUCAAAAGCACAAAUAUUUUCUUGCCCAUUUGUUUGUGUGCCAUUCAGAGGGCAAUCUUUUUUUUUUUAGAGUGAGCAGCUUUAAUAUAGCAGAUUGUGGCUUCUAUCAAUGUAAUUGUCUGCAUUUCCAAACCCCCAUAUUAUUUUUUAGAGAUGUAUAAUCCUUGUCUCAUGACUUAAAUCCUCAUUUAGCCUGUCUCCUCCCCUUCAUUUACACGGAAGUGACUAUAACCGGUGACCUCAAUAAGGAUCAUAGCUUUCACCUAGUCAGUUUAUCAUGCAAAUCUUUUGUACACAGUGUAUCUGUCAUAGCUAUGUGAGAAGACUGGUAUGGUUCCAAAGAUUAAAUUGGGUGGUGGACAAAGUUUAAGGCUAAAGUUUAAUGUAAACUAACAUUUAAGUGUACUUUCUCUCAGGACCUGCAGUUGCAGUAUUUGAAACAUACAAUUCACAUUUCUCACCCUCUUUUUCAGAUAAAAUGAAUCUGUCAGAUGCUCUGGGUGGUGGACCGGGCUGUCCAGGCCAGAACAACCAGCAGGGUGGUGGGGGCGUGUGGCCUGGUGGACAACCCAACCAACCAACAUGGCCAGGACAGCCUGGUGUUCAACCGGCUUGGCCUGGUCAGCAGCAACCAGGCCAGCCCACCCCCAUGUGGCCUGGACAACAACCAAACCCUUCCCAACCCUCAUGGCCGGGGCAACAAUAUGGAGGUGGAGUACAGCCCAGCCAGCCAACCUGUCCCGGACAACCAGGGGGAGGACCGCCCAGCCAGACAACAUGGCCAGGGCAGCCUAGCCAACCUACUGCUCCUCAACAUCAUUCACUGAAAGUGCCAUAUGUUCAGAGCCUGCCUAACGGAUGCUAUGACGAGAUGGUCAUCACCAUUAACGGGACAAUUAACCACAAUGCCAAAAUGUUCACAUUGAACCUGACCAAAGGGAAUGACAUUGCCAUGCACAUUAACCCUCGCUUUGAUGACCAUGGCAAGAAAAUUAUUGUGAGGAACAGUCUGAUUGGCAAUAAAUGGGGCAAAGAGGAGAGAGGACACAACCACUUCCCCUUCACUCAGGGCCAGCCCUUUGAGAUGAAAAUCAUGUGCACUAACAAUGAGUUCAGGGUGGCAGUGAAUAGCUCGCACCUCCUGGAGUUCAAACACCGCAUCCGUGACCUCGACUCAAUCAAACACCUGGGUAUCUACAAUGACGUCACCCUCACGUCUGUGGAGAUCAGUGACUUUAUCUAGCAGGUUUGGUUCCAGCCAUAGAAAUAGAAUGACUAGCAUGGCCUAGCCUCAAGUUAUUUAUGAUUCCAAAGACUUCUCUUAAUUGUCUAUAAACAGAAAAGUACAGUAGCUUGACUCCAGCUUUAAUUAAGCCACUAGGACUGUCACAUCCUGUACUAGGCCGGUCUGUUCUGUUAAAAUAUAUUUUGAUAAGUGAAAUUCGUACCUGGCCAAUUCAUACUUUGGUCUUCAAGUAAUUUGUGUAAGCUGGUAAUGUAUAGACUGUAUGCAAUAAAUGUGGUGUUGGCAGAUUUUUCUCCAUGUAAAGACAAUACAUGAGUUGUCUUGAGUGAUUGUAUAAUGCAUCCCACUAGGUGGCAGAGUUGAUAUGUAAAUGUUUGAGAACCACAAGAAGUCUAGUAUUUGGAUAGGCUGGGUAAAAACUAAUUGUAGCCUACCUGUACACAGUGGAACUUAAACACCUAGGCUAUUACUUUACAUUAGUCAAUGACGCACUGUCAGUCAAAUCCUUAACCCUGCAAAUAUGAGCAAGUUUCUAGACUUUGCUUGUUGGUCAUGUAGGAUUUCUAUAGUUUCUCCAUGAGUGGUGAUUUAUCUUCAGCACUUAAUGUUUACUUGGAAGAAAGGGUCUUUGAGCAAUAUUGUUGAUGAUCAUCUCAAGUGAAGCACUGACUUUACAGAAGGAGCAUGUUGACUAAAUCAACACUGCAUCUAUUCACUAGCCACUAAACAAAAUAUGCUAUUUACACCACUGACAUUUCUGCUUUGAUGAAUUUAUUUCAGUUCUCUAUUUACAGACUACGGAGUGCUUCUGCUGGUGUCUAUCACUAGUGUUUCUCAUGUUUAGUGAUGUGUUGUCACAAUGUGGCAUAACUUGUAAAACACUCCUGAAACUCUCACAAUGGCUUUUAAUUUGUGUUCAAACAUUACAGCCCUUGCUGCCCUCCACCCUUUGUGCUGUUAAGAUCUCUUAAGACGAGACUGGCAAGAUGCAUUUAUACAUGACACAUCAUAAGGACUUUGUCCUGCCACUGUUUCCGGCAUGCCUCUGGCUCUUG